Closterium sp. Yama58-4 is the source of this 2022-nucleotide messenger RNA. The record is from the annotation of a GenBank genome assembly. NCBI's taxonomy places the organism in Eukaryota, Viridiplantae, Streptophyta, Zygnematophyceae, Desmidiales, Closteriaceae.
AUGGACAAUUGGACGUCAGCAGCACCUCGGAAUUGCCUUGGCAAGGGAAGGGAGUUCCGCCAAAAAGCUGCAAGUCACAAGUUAUUCAGGUCGCAGGUUCCUCUUAUCUUCGAAAUCUGUUCUCAAUUUCGUCGUCUGCUGAUCACGCCACGAGCGUGUGAAUCGAUAUCCACAGGCGCAACAACGAUGGCGGUCAGGUCGUUAUCUCGUGCGAGUCACGCCAUUCAAGCAUCCAAGCUUUCCUCUCCCAUUCUCGGGUCGCCUCUACAACAAAGCGCACCAGCGCGCGUGCGAGUUAAUCGUCUUUACCCGUCCGGCAGACAAGAGAGCCGCGUCGUCACGCGCGCAGCUUCCACCAGCGGAACACGAACGUCGCGCCGCUCAGCGCCCUCCUCGUCCUCCUCGUCUCCCUUCAACGCCUUCAAUGGCACAGCCACCAUGACCGACGCGCAACGACAAGAAUUCGCCCGAGAGCGCGCGCAGCAGCUGGUGCGGCUGAUGGAGGACAUAGUGGGCGUGGCCGUGAAAACCGGGCCUCGCGGCGCCACGCGCUUCGUGCAGGGCGUGCAGGCCGUCGCUGCCGUCGGCUCUGACUGGCUGCUGCAGCAGAUUCAGGCAGUGCAGCAGCAGCAGCGCCUGGCCCCAUCCACAUCCCCAGCAUCAUCCAUCCAGCUCCCUGGCCCAGCAGAGCUCCGUCGGCUAUUCGAGCGCUUGGGCGCGACGUACAUAAAGCUGGGGCAGUUCAUAGCGUCCGCGCCCUCGCUCUUCCCACCGGAGUAUGUCACCGAGUUCCAGACGUGCCUCGACAAGACACCGCCCGUGCCGUUCGCCACGGUCAAGGGGAUUAUCGAGAGGGAGCUGAAGCGCCCGCUUGGAGACGUGUAUGAAUUCGUGGACCCCACGCCGCUUGCUUCGGCCUCCAUCGCUCAGGUGCAUGCAGCGAGGCUAAAGGGCAGUGGCGCGGAGGUGGUGGUGAAGGUGGUGAAGCCAGGAGUGGAGGACACGCUCACCACGGACCUCAACUUCGUCUACGUCUGUGCUCGCGUCCUCGAGUUCCUCAACCCUUCCAUUGAACGCACCUCCCUUGUGGGCAUAGUGCAGGACAUCCGCGCGUCCAUGAUGGAGGAGGUGGACAUGGGCAAGGAGGCGCGCAACCUCGCUGCCUUCUCCGCCUACCUCGACUCCUCGCCCUCGCUGCGUGCGCUCGCCACGUGCCCGCGCGUGUACACACACGCGUCCUCCACGCGUGUGCUCACAAUGGAGAGAGUGAGGGGGGUGCCGCUCACGGACCUAGACGCGCUCAAGGGCAUCGUGCCGAAUCCUGAGGCGACUCUUAUUGCUGCUCUCAACGUGUGGUUCGGCAGUCUGUUUGCGUGUGACACCUUCCAUGCGGACGUGCAUGCGGGCAACCUCCUUGUGCGCAAUGACGGCCGUGUUGCCUUCAUUGACUUCGGCAUCGUGGGGCGGGUAUCCCCAGACACAUGGGCAUCCCUAGCAGCAUUCCUCGCGUCCAUAGGUUCGGGCGAUUACACCACCAUGGCCACGGCGCUCAUAGGCAUGGGCGCCACUGCUGACGGCCGCACCAUCGACACACGCGCCUUUGCCAACGACCUGCGACAGUUAUUUGAGGCUGUGGAGGACUUGGAUCCGCAGGUGAUAGUGACGUCCACACAGCAGCCGCCGGCGAUGGGGCGAGGCAUGCCAGGGGGUGGUGCAGGCAGUGCCACGGCGACCGUGUCUGCUGCGGUGGCUGUGGAUGAGCAGCAGAUCAACACCCUGCUGCUGCAACUUGUGAGAGUGAGUGAAGGAUAUGGCCUCCGCUUUCCCAGGGAAUUCGGGCUGCUGCUGAAGCAGCUGCUCUACUUUGACCGCUACACGCGCCUCCUCGCUCCCUCUCUUAACGUGCUGGACGAUGCCCGUGUCAGCAUCAGACCCCCGCCCAAUUCUUCCUCCGGGCGUGGGGGACCCGGAGGAAUGGGGGGGGGUUCUUCCUACCCAGGCUAUGGGCGUCCGGCGUUUUAA